AUGGCGGACUCCAUGGAAGACGACCAAUGGCAUCUUGAUGGAUUCAAAGAGGUGAUGCCAUAUGAUCACUUCCAACCACUGCCUCGCUGGGAGCCGGGCCCCUGGACCCAGUGCUCAGUGUCCUGUGGUGAAGGUGGCGGCUGGCAGGACCGCAGCGUGCUGUGUGUGGAGGAGGACACCCACGGACAGUUCUCCCAGGUGGAGGAGUGGAAGUGCACCCACUCCCCUCGACCUAUCACCCGACAGAUUUGCAACACCUUCGCUUGCCCCCAGUGGGUGGCCAUGGAGUGGUCUCAGUGCACAGUGACGUGUGGCCGCGGCCUGCGGUACCGGGUAGUUCUGUGCAUCGACCAUCGCGGACAGCACAUCGGAGGCUGUGAAGCAUCACUCAAACCUCACGUUAAAGAAGACUGUCUGGUCCCUAUCGCCUGCCACAAGCCCCGAGAAUCUCUGCCAGUGGAGGCCAAGGUGCCCUGGUUAAAACAAGCCCUCGAACUGGAGGAACACAAAACUGCUACAGAGGACCCCACGCAGGCUGUUCCAAAGCCGAGUGGUCCUGAUGCCAAAAGCAUCAUCACCUUUAUAUUUAAGCUUCGACUGCAGAAGAGCCAGAAGGGCCCCACCUGA
Molecule: messenger RNA, 627 nt
Organism: Morone saxatilis (striped sea-bass)
Lineage: Eukaryota; Metazoa; Chordata; Actinopteri; Moronidae
Product: ADAMTS-like protein 3
Exons: 6
Coding region: 1-627 (208 amino acids)
Biological process (GO): extracellular matrix organization
Cellular component (GO): extracellular matrix
Molecular function (GO): metalloendopeptidase activity
Source: RefSeq, a predicted model, not a curated record